Lucilia cuprina (Australian sheep blowfly) is the source of this 5563-nucleotide messenger RNA. RefSeq names its product probable myosin light chain kinase DDB_G0284661 (gene dpr10). The transcript has 8 exons. Gene Ontology annotation, cellular component: neuron projection membrane. Bases 2143 to 3705 code for a protein of 520 amino acids. The record is from RefSeq and is a predicted model, not a curated record. NCBI's taxonomy places the organism in Eukaryota, Metazoa, Arthropoda, Insecta, Diptera, Calliphoridae. Gene Ontology annotation, biological process: synapse organization.
AUAAAAAAUAAAAACCAAUCAAUCCUUUAAUGAAAAUUUAGAAAAAAAAAUAUAAAUAAAAAUUUAAUAUUGAAAAAUAACAAAGAAAAAUAUAUCAAAUAACCAUUAAAUUUAAUCAUAAAACUUCCACGAAUCAAUGAAUACAUAAUGAUCUAGAAAAGCCAAUAAUAAAAACCAACAAAUAAUCACAAAAAGAAACCUUGAAAUCUCUUUAAAAUCCCAUAUACAUAAAAUACAGCUCACUCAUCAAUCUUAUAUUAAAACGAAAUACAUACAUAUAUAUUGAAAUAUUUUCCAUAAAACAAUCAAGAGAAAUAUUUGUAAAUGUUGCAAAUAAUCUAAAUGCCAAAGGAUAUGCUAUACUUUGAUUACUGAUGUGUGAAAUUUAAAAUAAAAAAUAAAAAAAUUAAAAAGUUUUUUUUUGCAUAAAAAAUUACAUCAAUUAAAAAAUAAAACCAAAAAAAUAAAAAAAAAAAAUAAAUAAAAAUAAAAAAACAAUGUCAAUGCUGACACUUGUUUAUUUUGUAAUUUAAUACAAAUAAUCACCAUUAAAUUGAAAAAUGUAUUAAAAAACAAACAGAACAAAAAUCACUUAAAUUGUCAGAAUUAAUAGUAUAUGCAAAUUAAAUGUUGUGUUUUAACUUAAGUAAAAGUGUUUUAAAAGUUAGACAAUUAUAAAAAAUUUAAUAUUGGUUAAAGAAAAAAGUAAAUUCCGGAAAAAAAACUUGUAAUAAAUUGGAAAAAUAUUUCCUAAAGCUUAAAUUAAGGAGUAUCAAACUUGUACAAGGACUAAAGGAAUCUAUAAUUGAAGUUGCUGAGAUUUGUUUGCCAUAGACACCAAGUUAUAUAACUAAAAGUAUAUAAAAUAUAUAAUAAAAUGAAAACAAUAACUAAUUAAUGAUAAUAAUAAAAAAAAUUAUAAAAAUAACAAGUGGAAUAAAUAAAUCAAAUGGAAAAAUUAAUAAUAACACUAAAAAAUAAAAAAUAUAAACUAUUGUGAAAAAUCGUAUUUAAAAACACCAAUAAGUGAACAAAUACAAUUUGUUUAAUUAAUUGUAAAUCAUUAGUAACAUAAAAGUAACAAAUUGAACAGAAUUGCGGUUAAAUGAGUAUUAUUCUUUAUUGUUUUUGUAUAAAAAUAAUAAUAAUAUCGUUAUUGAAUUAAAAAAAAGUUUAACAAAACAAGUUAUUAAAACAGAAUAAAGUUUUUAAUGACAGAUAUACAAUAAAAAUAAAUUUGCAACAAUAAAUAUAAAUUUAUUAAAAAAACAAAAAAAAAACUAAAUUAAAUUGACAACAAAAAAUAAACAACUGCAAUAUAGUUAACAAUUAUUAUACAAACUAGUUUUGUUUGAUUAAUUAAUUUUUUAAAAGAUAUUUAUCCUCUGGUUUUCGAAGCUUAAUAAAAGCAAUAAACAAUAAACUAAGGUUUUGUGGCUGUAUAGCAAAUAAUUGUUAUCGAUUUAACUUUGUUGCAAUACAUGUUUACAACCAGCAAUUAAAUAUUUGUAUAUGGCAAAGUGAUUGGCUGUAUGUAGUGAAUGCCUAAAUAUACAAAGUUAAAUUGUAAACAAAACGGUUAGCUACACUUUUACUCCAGUUAGAGGAGCUAUUUUGUUUAUUAAAGGGAAUCACACAAAUAAACCACGAACUUGUUAAAUCGACAAAUAACAGGACUAGCAAUUACUAGAAAUUCAAUCCAUAACAAGUAACAAAACAGAAAACUAAAUCUUGCGAAAACCAACGGUUGUGUCUACUAGAACUUAACUUAGGUGGUAAUAAAACAACAAAAUUAUACAUGACUCUCUCACUCUCUACCAUAACAACAUAUCAAUAUUAUCUCCAUCAUGUAAUUAUACAAUAUGUUCGACACAUAAAUCCUUUACAAACAAACUAGCAGCAGUUGCUAAAAUUGUUGUUAAAAUUGUCUUAAAAAAGUAAAUGGUAUAAAUUAGAGUCAUUCACCUACUAGCAAAAUAAGAAAAUUAUUUUCCUAAAAAUAUAAUAAAAUUUCUAUCUAUAUUGGAGGUUAAAAAAACAUUAAAAACAUUAGCUUAUAAUAAAAAUAUAAAAAAAUAAUCAAAUAAAACUAAACAAAAAUUUCCCGAAAAAAAACACUUCCUCAACAAAGCAGCUGUCAACAUGAUUGCAUUUUUAACAUUAUUUCUCUAUAUGACAAAUUUAACCAUGGGCUAUCAAAGACUGUCUGGCAAUACAAAUCACAAUAAUGUUGAUCAGAAACCAACACAUUUACCACCGGGCCACUAUACACAUGGCCAUAGAUGGAAUGAACCCUACUUUGACUUGACAAUGCCAAAAAAUAUAACAUCUUUGGUAGGAAAAUCUGCCUAUUUAGGUUGUAGGGUGAAACAUUUAGGAAAUAAAACGGUUGCCUGGAUAAGAAAUCGUGAUUUACACAUAUUGACAGUUGGCACAUAUACAUAUACAACAGAUCAACGUUUUCAAACCUCAUAUCAUCGUGAUAUCGAUGAAUGGACAUUGCAAAUAAAAUGGGCACAACAACGUGAUGCCGGUGUCUAUGAGUGCCAAAUAUCGACCCAACCAGUAAGAAGUUUUUCCGUUAACCUAAAUAUUGUGGAUACACUUGAUUCUGAGCAAUAUGAUACAUUGCAACAAUUUUACAAUGAUGAGUCAUUUGUUAUAUCGAAUGAUCGCAUUUAUCAAUCGGCUGAUGAUGAAUUCGCUGGAAUGUUUGGUCCCAUACAACCUGUUGCUGUGCCAACAGCAACCAUACUGGGCGGUCCUGAUUUGUAUGUUGAUAAAGGAAGUACAAUUAAUCUAACAUGCGUAAUAAAAUUUAGUACCGAACCACCAACUCAUAUAUUUUGGUAUCAUCAAGAUAAGGUUUUAAGUGAAGAGAACUCAGGUGGUCGUCUUAAAUUCAAGACUAUUAAAUCCGAAGAAACAAAAUCAAUUUUACUUAUUGAUGAUGCAUCUCUUUUAGAUUCUGGCAAAUACUCAUGUUAUCCAUCAAACACAGAAAUUGCCAGUAUAAGGGUACAUGUGUUACAAGGAGAACGCCCUGAGGCCAUGCAAACAAAUGCAGCUGUAGCAACUAAAGUGCAAACUUCAAACCCUUUUACAGCUAUUACUACAUUUGUGGCAACAUUAGCAUUAGGGUAUGCGCUAGCAACGUUUGUUAAAAAUUUACAAAAUAUCAGCAAUGUCACCAGCAGCAGCAACAAUCUCAUAACAAUAAAAGCUACUACAGCAGCCGGUAGCGAAAAUAAAAGUGGCAGCAAUUUUUACAAUAAUAAGAAAAGUAACAACAAUAAAAUAAACAACGGCAAUGGCAGCAGCAACAACAUUAAUAGCAGCAACAUCAACAGCCAUAGCAAUAUUAAUAAUAGUAAAAGUGGUAAUUGUGCUUCCACGGAUUAUAAUGCAGACUAUGAUGACGACAACGACAUCAGCGAUGACAGCGUUAGCGAUGAUAAAGACGACGAUAAUGGCAAUAAUGCUGAUUUUAUAGCAGCCACAACAGCAACAAUAACGAAAUGUAAAGGAGAUUUUUGCAAAGAAAUAUGCAACAUCAACUUGGUUUAUUGUGCAGAAGAGCAGCAGCAACAACAACAACAACAUCAUAAUCAACCCCAACAACAGUCAUACAAUACUAACGUAAAAUAUUUCAAGAGUUUUAAUAUUAUUCUUAAGAAAUGGAAUCAAAGGCAUGCUUUGCGGUGAUUAAAUAAUUAACAAUCUAAAAUUACCAUAAAAAAUGGUAAUUAUAAUGUAAUGUUGUUGUAAAUACAAGUAAUUGUAAUACUUACUUUAUUUCUUUCUUUUUUUAUACUUAUAUUUAUAUAUUUCUUAGUAAACGUGUAAUAAUACACAAAACGUUUUGUUUUAUUUUUCAAUAAUAAUAAAUUAAAUAAGUGAAAAUUUAUUUUAUGUAGAAUUGUAAGAAAAUAAAACUGAAAAAAAACACAAAACAAAACUUUCAAGAAACAAAAGUUUUACAAAAACUUUUACUGGAAAAAAAUAAAAUAUGUUAAAUAGAAACCUCAAAGUAUGCUGUAAAUAAUAAUGGUAAUAAAAAUUAUUCAAUGUAUAUUUAAACACUGUAGUCUGGAUGGUCUUAUUUUUUUAAAUUUUGGAUACAAACUUUAUACAGUAAAUUAAAUUUUUUAUUUAUUUAUAAUUUAGUGUUAUUUUUUUUUUUUUUUUAUUUUAAAGAACUUGACAUUUAAAAAUGCAUUUUUAUAUAAAAUAUUCAGUAUUAUUUCUAAAAAAAAAAAUUCGUUUGUUGAAGUACUGUAUGAACAUGCUGUAAAAUAAUCUAAACUACUUUGAGCUUUUUGAUGCAUCAAGAUUUGUAUUUUUGCAAAGUACUGCCCCCAAUUCUAAGUAUUUUCGAUCUGGCUGGUUCUUUGUCUUCAUUGCACAUACAAAACUUUUCUUUACAAACUUCUCGUUAUCAUUUUUUAUGGAUAUGAUUUUACCACACACUUUUUUUGAGGUAUAUUGAUCAUUUUUAAUGAAAAAUGGAAAAAGUGUUUUUGAAGGAUAUCUCAGGAUAUCAUCCCUUUUAAGCAUGUUUUAGCAAAUUCUAAAAUAUAACUUAUUUUUCUUUGAAAAUAACGAGUUAUUGUAGCUGUGUACUCAAAAUAAUGCUGAAAAUCGAGAGAAAUUAAAAAAAUCUUGGAACACCGGUGUUCCGUUUAUGUGAAAGUGUUAACUCCCGGGCCAGCUGUGAGCUCCUUUUCGUGGUAAACAAAAUUCUUAUACAGUAUUUAAUGAUGUUUUAUUAUUUCUUAUGGUUUUCCACCCUUGAGAAUUAUUAGAUAUUUUCUGCGUAUUUUACUGCCGUGUAUACAUAGCAUAACUUUUGCCUGAAAGCUAGUGUUGUCAUUAAGUAAACUCUGAAAUAUUUAUGUUUCUAGGUCUUUAAUAUAGCAACCGCAAUUUGUGUCAUCCGUGUGGGUUCAAUGUAUUAAAGUUUCCGACAUAUUAUGCUUCUGAUAUACGAUCGGGCGAUAAUUAUAAAUAGCCUUCCAUUGUGUCCAGUAUAAAUUGAGUACGUGUCAUAUAACCGCUUUUGGCCCUUACGCCUAAAGAAACAAACCGUUCUUAUAAAUAAUUCAAUGGGCGGUCUAAUAACACAUUUUGAAAUUCAAUGUGUGAUAGUAGGGAUUAGACCUCAAUUUAUGGUUAUCCUACCCAGCACCGAUAUGUCUUGUUGAUUAUGGUGAAUUUUUCUAAAACAAAAUUUAUUGGCGGAAUUUAUGUUUACAUAAAUGUUAUUUGUGCCAAGAUACUAGUGUGAAAGGAUUAUGGAUGAUUAAGUGUUUACUGAAGGGGAACAUGGGCUAAGAUCAAAUGAUACAACGUUUACGUGGAUAUAAAGAUAGACUUAGUUUUAUAGACUCAGAAAGUGGUUGUGAAUUGUUUGUUUUUAAUUAUGUUCAGUUUUGGACCACUUAUAUUUUAAUAGUACCUACACUGAAAAAAAUCCAUGCCUAAUAUAUACGAAAAAAUGUCGUACAUUGUACGAAUCGUUCGUUGUUUCGCACCACGAAAUUCUUUCGUAAUAUAUACGAAA